AAUCUCUUGCAAGUUCUGGAUACAAGAAAAUUUGAAGCAAUUCAGCUUACUUUCAAACAGGUGUCGAAAAAUUUCGCCGAAGUAUUCCAAAAACUGGUGCCAAAUGGAAGCGGAUCACUGGUGAUACAGACUAAAAAUAAAGAUGACACCUUUGAUGCAUCCCAGCCCGACCAGGACCUUCAUUUGGUGGAGAAUUUUGUGGGAGUUGGAAUCAAGGUGUCAUUCAAUGGAUCCUCUGAAACUAGAGAGAUGGAGCAGCUUUCUGGAGGGCAAAAAUCUUUGGUUGCUCUUGCGCUAAUCUUCGCCAUCCAAAAAUGUGAUCCAGCACCCUUUUACCUUUUCGACGAAAUUGAUGCAGCUCUAGAUGCACAACAUAGAAAGGCAGUUGCUGACAUGAUCCAUGAACUUGCGGAAAAUGCGCAGUUUAUCACGACUACUUUCCGACCGGAGUUGCUUGAGUCAGCAGAGAAGUAUUACGGUGUGAAGUUUAGAAAUAAGGUUUCACAUAUUGACGUUGUCACUAAGGAACAAGCAUACGACUUUGUGGAAGAUGACACCACGCAUGGAUAG
This is a messenger RNA of Cylicostephanus goldi, 570 nucleotides long. Lineage: Eukaryota; Metazoa; Nematoda; Chromadorea; Rhabditida; Strongylidae. The record is from the annotation of a GenBank genome assembly.